Molecule: messenger RNA, 2730 nt
Organism: Penicillium concentricum
Lineage: Eukaryota; Fungi; Ascomycota; Eurotiomycetes; Eurotiales; Aspergillaceae
Product: WD repeat protein
Exons: 2
Coding region: 1-2730 (909 amino acids)
Biological process (GO): positive regulation of TOR signaling
Molecular function (GO): protein binding
Source: RefSeq, a predicted model, not a curated record
AUGAUGUCGGACCUCUCAGGUUCGCGAUCUCCGGUCCCUCCUCCUCCUCCCCCUCCACCACAGAAGUACUCAAAUCGCGCCGCCAAUGCCCUUGCUAGAUUCGCUCAACCCUUCUUCGCGGGCUCGAGACCACCUAGUCCCCAAAGCAGUCGUGCGGAUGGUCCCCGGUCGAUCAGAUCCAAAUCACUACCAGGAGAACCGCAGACUGUGACCCACAAGACAGGCAUCGCGAUCACGGCUUUGGACAUUUCACCUGAGCGGACACAUGCGGUUAUCGCAGGCAAGGAGAUUCUUAAAACCAUCCAGGUAUCGCCAGACCGCUCGUCAGAGGAAUUCAAUAUUCGCAAUGCAGUCAUUAGCUAUGCAUCCACCCACCACGAUGUGGGCGUUUCGAUGCCACACAAGGACCAAUUGAAUGUGAAGGACGUAAAAUGGUCACAUGGCAACUAUGACCGGAUAAUCGCAACUGCAGUCGCGAAUGGUCGGAUUGUGGUUUACGACCUACAGCGGCCCGGCCUCCAAUUAUGUCGUUUCCAUGGUCACAACCGCCAGGUGCACAGGCUUGCCUUCAAUCCUCAUCUUCCUUCUUGGCUCCUAUCUGGCAGUCAAGAUGGCACAAUUCGGAUGUGGGAUCUGCGAUCCGCCUCUGCAAAUCGGGGAACUUCCACGUGCGGCAGCAAACAUUCGUAUCAAGGCAACAGCGAUGCCAUCCGAGACGUCCGGUGGUCUCCUAACGAUGGAGUCAUAUUUGCAACUGCUUCAGACAGCGGCGCAAUCCAGAUGUGGGAUUAUCGAAAGGUCAACGCCCCACUGAUGAGAAUUGCCGCUCAUGAUCGCCCAUGCUUCGCCGUCGACUGGCACCCAGACGGAAAGCACAUUGUCAGUGGUGGCACGGAUCGUCAGGUAAAGGUCUGGGACUUUUCUUCAUCUGCAGAGCGACGGCAGAAACCCGCCUUCCAGUUCCGAACGCCCCAGGCGGUCACAAAUGUGCGGUGGAGGCCUCCUUCUUGGGUUGGUGAGUCUCCUUCCUCGGGAGAAUGGCAAUCAUCUCAAGUUGUCACGUCCUAUGACAAAGAAGACCCACGCGUUCACCUUUGGGAUCUCCGUCGCCCGCACGUUCCAUUUCGCGAGUUCGAUCGGUACGACUCGCCCGCAUCAGAUCUACUCUGGCGCUCUAAGGAUCUCUUAUGGACGGUCGGCGAGGCUGGGGCUUUUACCCAGACCGACGUUCGGUAUGCGCCAACUGUGGUCAAUCGUCGACCGAUGUGCUCCGUGGCCUGGAGUCCCAAUGGCGAGUUUGUUGCGUUCAGUCAACAACGGCCCAGGCGACGCCCUCUGGGAGUCAAUGCCGCUGAAUUUCUACGGCCCGAAGAAGACGAGGACAGCACUGGUGAGAGAUCACUAAGUCAAAGCCCUGCAGAUGACAUUUUUGAUGAAGCCCUUUUGGCCACUUCCCUUCGGAACCGGCAUACCAAAUCGGCCGCGAUUCGACCAUCCAAGUCCUUGGGUAGUACUCCACCAGGAGCAGUGGAUCUCAUACCCGUGCUCCCUCUAGAACAAGCAUUAGCCAAACUUGCGACCCCCAUGCCUAGUCAGGUGGGAAUCAUCACAAGUAUUCCGGGUGCCACAAAUGACUCAGCAGUCUUUCGGUAUUUGGCAAGCCACUAUACACCGUUGAUGGAUGAGCACAGUGAACAUAGAACGCAGAAUGACGUCCUGAACUCUUUGAUAGAGUCACUGGACCAUAACGCUGAAUGUGCAGAUGAGGUAUCCCUGGCCAAAUUGGCUCAGACUUGGAGAAUUGUCAAAUUCGCCAUCCUUCAAGAAUUCCAACGUAGAGCUAGAGAUCAUCCGGCGAAAGGUGGUCUGAAAGACAAGUCAUCCAAGGAUGGAGGCUUGAUAGACAGGUCACGACCCGAUGAUGGUCGACAGGACAGAGUCAAAAGUCGGUUGUUCAAAGGGGUCAUGGAGGCGGUCCCCGAAGCUGAGAGCUCGUCCAAUAUGACCACCCCUAUUGCGCGACCAUUGCCCGAUUCCCCCAAAGACUCGUGGUCGAGCACUGAUUCCCAAAUCCCCUCGUUGAGCGAUGGGGCGAUCGACCUUGACCCUCUUCCGCCCUCAGUCUUGAGCGAUCAUAACGGCUGGGGGAUGUCAGACCGUAUAUCAUUGCCGAGUGGGCGGCUAUCAUCAACCGAUGAUGCUCAUUCAUCGAAGUACCCAUGGGACCCUACACAAGAAGACUUGGACACAGAGCAACGGUCUGCGCCCCGGGCAAUCGCCGGCAAGGCAGAUUGGCGCCGUCGAGGUCACCCAGACUUCCCUCGGGAAAAUUCCGAGGAUGACUAUGACCAAAAGCUGGAGGAUAAACGUGCAGCAAUUCGUGACUACAAGCAAUUUCCCAAGAAACCCUUGACUCUUGAAUCGCCAAUGGAAUCUAAUCGACCCCCUCGCCCCGAUCGCUAUACUCGGCAUGAUUCUUCAGAGAGCUUUCCCAUGUUCUCUACAUCCACCGACAGUUCGCACCCCUCCAAGUCUAUUGGCGCGUCGUACUCGUCUACUGGACAACUUGAGGCAUCUAAAUCUCUAGAGACCGGUCAAUUUGCUGCAGCGCUGAGAAGAGGGUCGAUUCUAGCUUCUACGCGUGAGGAAUCUGAGGAUGAGACCUUUGACCAAGUCGUCUUAGAGACUGAUCGACUUCAUCUGGAGCGCCCAUCGAGCCCUCCCCUUUGA